This is a messenger RNA of Cuscuta epithymum, 2049 nucleotides long. The record is from the annotation of a GenBank genome assembly. Lineage: Eukaryota; Viridiplantae; Streptophyta; Magnoliopsida; Solanales; Convolvulaceae.
CUCAUUUAAAAUUGAUAAUUCUACGCAUAAUAUAAGCUGCGAAUACGUUACCACGUCAGUGUGUAGGUCGAGUUAUAAAAACAGAGAGCGGCGGCAACGACAAACACGUGAAUUUCCCCCUCCAUUAUCAACCGUUGAUCGUUUCUCUCUCAAGAAAAUGAAAAUAUAAUUCUGUAACCAACAAACAAACACGGAGCAUAUCAUUAUCAUCUGGUCUGGAAAAUUACCGGAGCCAAGUCUUGUCUUCUCUCCCCCUUUUAAACCCUAGCAUGGAUACGCUCCCGAUCACAACCUUAUUGUGUUAAGAUUCGUUAAGCCAAAUGGAAAAAGGGUAAAAUUUUCGGAUGAGUGCUCUUUCGCUGAUAUAGGCCGCUGGUUAAGGUUGGUGGAUCAGUGGAUGAUUACUAUGUGUAGAGAAGUGGUGGAUUCUUUAAGGUUAAACUUUUCCUCAUAAGCACUCAAUGGACCGAGAUUUGGGAGACACGUCGCUUGAGUCACACUCAAACGCAACACAGAGAUUGAAUGUGGGGGUCAUAAGUAAUAGAAAAAAGUUACCCAAAAACUAUUUAGUUACUACAGCCUCUGAGCACUUUACAUCGAAGGCUUUGAAGUGCAUUACAUCAGUCAAGAAAUGUGUACGAACUGGUGGAGCUGUGGAUAAUGUUGUUAUGUUUUUUAUCACAACUGCUGCUUUAGAAGUUCUGAGGAGGUUCUCCAAGUCAAAGUGUCCUUUCAUUUGGAAUGGCCUCCAGGCAUUACAAGCUAUAUGUUAUCCACCGUUGAAGUGGAUGCAGAAAUGGAUUCCUUUCAAGCCUCUAGCCAAAGAAAUGCAGAAAAUCUCUGGACCAAUGUUAUUUCUUUCAAUUGCAACACUUUUCUCCGAUGACUCGUCACCAAGUGAAGACCCGUCAUAUGAUUCUAAUGUUUCUCGAACACCUAAAUCUCAGCUACAGCUUUCAGAGACAAGCUGCUAUCACAAUGGGCCAGAUGUUUACCAUUCUGAAAAUUGGUUGCUUGCCCUCCAUAACAAGCUCGAAAUGGAAGAUAUUACUCUACCUGAGAGGAUUGAUGAUGACUACAUUCGUCGCUUUUAUGCUUCAACUAGAGGCGAUUUUCAAAGGACCAUGUCAUUGGUCAAGAAGACAAUUCAGUGGAGGCAGAGUUACACUUUCCUCUCAGCAGAAGAGCUAGGUGCUUGGUCUAAUGUUAUCUUUUGGCAUGGAUAUGAUUCAAGGAAACUUCCUUGUCUCAUCAUUCGACUCGGACUUGCUUGCUCCAACCUUAAAUCCACUGAGAGACACAUUUUAGGAAAAGUUAUUGUUUCACAGAUAGAACAUGGAGUUGUGAGUUUUGUUGAUACAGAGCAUCCUCAGAUUGUGGUGUUAAUGGAUUGUGAUGGACUGUCGCCUCUUGGGUUCCCUAUCCAGAUGAUGAGAUCUUGUGCCACCCUUCUCCAAGACCAUUAUCCUAACCAUCUUUACUUAUUGAUGGUCAUACGCAUUCCUCGUGUUGCCCAUGUAAUAAUGCAGACUCUUCUCCAGGUUCUGAGACCAGCCACUAGGAAGAAAGUUGAGAUCAUAGGAAGGAACUAUGAGGAGUAUCUCUCAAAGAAGCUGGAGUCGGUCCCUAUCUUCCUUGGUGGAAAUUGCUCGUGCUCAAAAUGUUUGCCUCAAAGGAUUCCAGAGGUCACUGUUGAAGAAAUCCAGUUGACAGCUUCUUCCUCCACUGCACACAACUCCAAUGACGACAAUGACAACACCCCUGAAUUUCACGGUCAAACAGUUUCUUACAUGAAUCCUAGGUUUUAUCCUCUGACGAAGGAACCACUUAUAAAGAUCAUUAUCAUAGGUGUAGUUAUGCUUUGGAUCUUAGUUGCCAUGAUUUUGGGAACUAACAAUUCAGAAUAUUAGGGUGCCAUCUGUCUACUGGAGAGUACAUGUUAUUCUUCUUGUUAGUCUCUUCCCUAUUUUUCGCUGUAGUGAUUAGUAUACUAUCUUUGCUAUCAUCACCUUUUUAAAUAAUAAUAAUAAUGAUGAUAAUGCCUUCAUU